GUCAAACAGUUACGUUGAUUAAUUUACACACGACGACAGUACAAUAUUGUGUAAUGUUUUGAAGGAAACAAUUAGAUUUGUUAAAAAUGGGAAAGAAAACUAAAGGGCAAAAUUUAGGAAAAUCCUUAAUCAGGGAUCGUUUUUCCUCUACGACCGCGAGAAAAUUUCGUGGUGAUGUAUCGAAGCUACAUUCGGAAAAUGUUAACGAUGGAUACGAUUGGGCCUGUCUCAAUCUUCAAUCUGUCACGGAGGAAAGUUCCUUCGAAGAAUUCCUUUCUACCGCUGAUCUUGCCGGAACGGAAUUCAAUGCGGAAAAGUUAAAUAUCAAAUUUGUUAAUUUACAUGGUUUACCAGGUUUAUUGACCAAAGAUGAGAAGAAAAAGGUUUUGGAAGCACACGAAAAGAAUAAAGGAUAUCUUAAAAUACCGAGAAGACCCAAAUGGGAUAGUUCUACUACAGGAGAAGAUUUACAAGCUACGGAGAAAGAAGAAUUUUUAGAAUGGAGACGUGGAUUAGCUAUUUUACAAGAGUCUGAAGGUCUUAUACUUACGCCUUAUGAAAAAAAUUUAGAAUUUUGGCGACAAUUAUGGAGAGUAGUAGAACGUAGCGAUAUUAUUGUUCAAAUUGUCGAUGGAAGAAAUCCUUUAUUAUUCCGUUGUGAAGAUUUGGAAAAUUACGUUAAAGAAAUUGAUUCGAAAAAAAUGAAUUUAAUACUUAUCAAUAAGGCAGACUUUUUAAACGAUCGUCAAAGGCAAUCAUGGGCGGAAUAUUUUACAAGUAUUAAUGUACGAAUUGCUUUUUUUUCUGCUAAAUUAGCUGCAGAAGAGGAGAAAAUUGAGGAAGAAUCGGAUGAGAAUGUUGAAGAUGAGAAAAUUGAGGAAGAAUCGGAUGAGAAUGUUGAAGAUGAGAAAAUUGAGGAAGAAUCGGAUGAGAAUGUUGAAGAUGAGAAAACUGAGGAAGAAUCGGAUGAGAAUGUUGAAGAUUCUGUUGAUGAGCAGAAAAAUGAUUAUAGUGAUCAGGAUCGUAUAAGUAAUGAUGAAAAUAAUGAAAGUAAGGAAGAGUCAUUAGAUAAUCAGUCAAUAGAAAAUAAAGAAAUACAAUGUAGAGAUAAUAAAAUGUCUGAACUUGGGGAAAAUAUAUCAUCAAUUAAUAAUUCAUCAGAAUUAUUAACCAGGGAUAAAUUGAUAUUAUUAUUUAGGUCAAUAUAUAAAGAAAAAACAUAUAUGGAAGGGGUUACAACGAUUGGUAUGGUAGGAUAUCCUAAUGUUGGUAAAAGUUCUACGAUUAAUGCAUUAUUACAAUACAAAAAAGUCUCAGUAUCAGCUACGCCAGGGAAAACGAAGCAUUUUCAAACUCUCUUUUUGGAUAAAGAUUUACUUUUAUGCGAUUGUCCUGGUUUAGUGAUGCCAUCGUUCGUUUGUACUAAAGCUGAUAUGAUUUUAAAUGGGAUAUUACCGAUAGAUCAAAUGAGAGAUCAUGUUCCACCAGUUACGUUACUUGGUACAUUAAUACCUAAAUAUGUAAUAGAAGAUAUGUAUGGUAUUAUGUUACCUGUACCGGCGGAAGGAGAAGAUCCAGAUAGAUCACCAACUGCGGAAGAAAUUUUAAAUGCAUAUGGAUAUAAUAGAGGUUUUAUGACACAAAAUGGACAACCAGAUAAUCCACGAACUGCUCGUUAUGUUUUAAAAGAUUUUGUAAAUGGCAAAUUGUUAUAUUGUGUUGCCCCACCAACACAAAAUCAAAAUGAAUUUCAUCAAUUUCCAGAACCGCGAAGAAUUAAAAAAGAAAAUACACAUAUACCUCCUAGAAUGGUUCGUGCAAUAGGGGGAAGGAGAGUUAUGUCUGAAGAAUUAGAUAAAAAAUUUUUAAAACAAGUAUGUAGUGGCGUUCAUGCCAGAGGUGUUCUUGGAAAAUCAUCUGGUGUACCAAAUGUCCACAAUCAUAAUGGUGUGGAGUCUAUAGCUGGUUCAAUGCAAAGCCUUUGUAUCGAGGAAAAGCCAUGGAAAAAAAUUAAUAAACAUUGCAAUAAAAAGAAACGGGAAAAGGCUAGAAGAUUAUACGGUCAUCUUGAUCAACAUUAAUUUGGAAAACUAUGAUUUUUCACAAAUUAUGAUUAUUUCUAAAUAUAAGAACAUAUUAUAUUGCGAAAGAUUAAUUUUGUAACAUACGAGUUACUGAAUUAAAAAAAAAAUGACCAUUCAUUUUUCACAUAAUAAAAAAAAUUAAAUUGAAUUUGUCUGUAUAAUACGUACAAUCAUAUAUAUGAGUGUGUGUAUGUGUGGUGUGUAUACAUGCAUACAUAUAUACAUUCAUGUAUAAUUAUAAUAAAGUUAAAAUAUUUUAUGUUUUCAUAACCUUUA
This is a messenger RNA of Vespa velutina, 2360 nucleotides long. It is a transcript of the gene Ns3, whose product is annotated as large subunit GTPase 1 homolog. Lineage: Eukaryota; Metazoa; Arthropoda; Insecta; Hymenoptera; Vespidae. The record is from RefSeq and is a predicted model, not a curated record. Gene Ontology annotation, biological process: ribosomal subunit export from nucleus. Gene Ontology annotation, molecular function: GTPase activity; GTP binding. Bases 87 to 2081 code for a protein of 664 amino acids. The transcript has 4 exons. Gene Ontology annotation, cellular component: cytosol.